Protomyces lactucae-debilis is the source of this 2090-nucleotide messenger RNA. Its product is annotated as permease family-domain-containing protein. The record is from RefSeq and is a predicted model, not a curated record. Gene Ontology annotation, cellular component: plasma membrane. The transcript has a single exon. Gene Ontology annotation, biological process: transmembrane transport. Gene Ontology annotation, molecular function: purine nucleobase transmembrane transporter activity. Bases 197 to 2008 code for a protein of 603 amino acids. Lineage: Eukaryota; Fungi; Ascomycota; Taphrinomycetes; Taphrinales; Protomycetaceae.
GCCGAGAUACCAGGCCGGUGCCUGCUGAGUGAGCCCGCCAAGCGUAGGAUGGUCCUGGACGGUGGAGGCCUCGGGUAAGUUGAGCAAUCAAGCGACCGCUGCGAAAGAUAAGAAACUUUUGCAUUUCGCAUAGAAAAGGCCCCGACCGCCGUCCCCUCCUGGACCACUGCUCACACGACGUUACACAAGUGACAAGAUGGCCCGCUGGAUGGACAGUCUCAACAGAUCAGUAGCGAGGAGUUUUGUCGGACGCUACUUUAGGCUCUCAGGUAGUGGCCAUGCCCUCUCUCGGGAAGGCUCGCUCUUCACGACCGAGCUGCGGGCUGGCCUGACCACUUUUGCCGCCAUGGCCUACAUCAUCUCUGUCAAUUCCACCAUUUUGACAGACUCAGGUGCUACUUGCGUUUGCGAGUCCACCGCUGCGGAUCCAAUUUGUGUCACCAACGAGGCAUAUGCUGCUUGCUUGCAGAUUGUUCGUCGUGAUUUUGUCACAGGUACAGCAGCCAUCGCUGCUUUGACCACCGUCUGUAUGGGUCUCUUUGCCAAUAUGCCUAUUGCUCUUGCCCCAGGGAUGGGUCUCAAUGCAUACUUUACCUAUAACGUCGUCGGCUUCCACGGCACCGGUCCAGUCAGCUACAAGCUCGCGUUGACUGCCGUCUUUGUCGAAGGAUUCAUCUUUGUCGCUCUUUCUCUUCUUGGUCUUCGUCAAUGGCUGGCUCGUGCAAUUCCAGCCAGUAUCAAACUUGCUUCGGGUGUCGGCAUUGGCUUGUAUCUUGCUCUCAUUGGCAUGGGCUACUCGGCUGGUAUCGGCGUUGUCACGGGUGCUACAGCAACUCCCCUCGAACUCGCUGGAUGUCUCGAGUCGGAUCUGGUGGACGGCGUCUGUCCGUCCUUUAGCAAGAUGCGCAAUCCGAGAUUGUGGAUUGCUGUCUUUUGCGGCGGCUUCUUGACAGUCAUGCUGAUGCUUUACCGCAUCAAGGGGGCCAUCAUUGCUGGCAUCCUUCUUGUCAGUGCCAUCAGCUGGCCCCGAUCAACCUCAUUCUCGGCAUUCCCUCACACACCACUCGGCGAUUCCAACUUUGAUUUUUUCAAGAAAGUCGUCUCUUUCCACGGUAUCGAGAAGACACUCUUACAGCAAGAGUGGAAUUUGGGCGGUGCUGGAGGUCAAUUUGCUCUGGCACUCAUCACUUUCUUGUAUGUCGAUAUCUUGGAUUGUACCGGUACAUUGUACUCUAUGGCUCGUUUCUCCGGCGCCAUUGACGAGCGGACGCAGGACUUUGAGGGCAGUGCCACAGCAUACCUGGUCGAUGCAUUUGGUAUCUCCAUUGGCUCUCUCUUUGGUCUGUCUCCAGUCACUGCAUUCAUCGAGUCGGCCAGUGGCAUUUCCGAGGGUGGCAAAACUGGUUUGACUGCUGUGACAACCGGUAUCUGCUUCCUCAUCAGCUGUGUCGCUUUCGCGCCCAUAUUCUCCUCCAUCCCGCCAUGGGCAACAGGAUGUACGCUCAUCAUUGUUGGUGCACUGAUGAGCAAAUCAGCUGCACAAAUCAACUGGAAGUAUAUGGGCGACGCUAUUCCUGCCUUCUUGACUCUUGCAGUCAUGCCAUUCACCUAUAGUAUUGCUUACGGUCUCAUUGCUGGUAUUGUCAGCUAUGCUGUCAUCAACACGCUCGUCUGGGUCCUUGAAAAGGUCUCAGGUGGACGCAUCACCCCACCUGGCAAAGAGGAUAAGGAGCCAUGGACCUACAAGAUCGAGGGCGGUGUAUUGCCGCCCUGGCUGACGCGUGCUGUCAGGGGUCAACGCGACUUUUGGGUAGACCAUGAUCAGCUUGCCAAGGCAAAGCACGUUCGAGAGGAGCCCGGCAGCAACGAAUCAAUGUUUAGGCAUCAGCAUGAGAUGGACUCUUAUGACGGCAAAGCAGCUGCAGUCUUGACUGGAGCAGAGUUGACGAUGCCAGAUGCAGGCAGUAAUUCGAGUCAUUCGACCAAGAAGGCCACAGAUAUUGUGUAGAUUUCGCUUUGUAGUCCAUUGCACAUCUUGGAAUAUCCUCCAUUCAUAACCUCUCGCGAAGUCACGAUCACAGUCGCUCAAU